AUGUCGGCCUUUGAGCUCAACGUCCGAGGCUACUCGGAUUGGAUCGAUGCCUUCACCCUGGAUGAGUGGAAAUGGUUUGGAUACACGCAGGACCUGGGAUUCUACUACUGCGCCGGCCCCGGAGCUUCCUUUUCCAAGGCCGUUGGCUCUGUCUACGCCAAUGCCUCGUUGACUUUAUUGAAUCAGGGACCAGAGAAGGCAGGUACCAUGUACUUCAACUUGUGA
This is a messenger RNA of Penicillium lagena, 225 nucleotides long. Its product is annotated as histidine phosphatase family protein. The record is from RefSeq and is a predicted model, not a curated record. The transcript has 2 exons. The coding region runs from base 1 to 225 and encodes 74 amino acids. Lineage: Eukaryota; Fungi; Ascomycota; Eurotiomycetes; Eurotiales; Aspergillaceae.